AAAACACAUUACUUUUUACAGUCGACCUGUUCGUUACUCACCAUAGCGAGGAGCGUUUUCGCGUCGAGCGGAGAAUAAUUGACAAGACCCGUUGCUGGGCGCCUGGCUUUUACGUACAGUAUGUACGGAUGAGGAGUUGGGAAUCAGUGGUGGUUACACUUUUUUUUAAACCUUUUUUAAUUUUUCUAAUUUAGAUGGAUGGUUGAAUCUAUAUCAUGGAAGUAUGCUGGUUUUGGCACAUUUGGGAAGUGGACUGGGAAUGAAUGCGAAUAUUAUUGAUAGGGACACGUAUUUUUUAUUUCUAUUCUCAUGUCUCUAUUCCCCUGUCAGCACCGGGGGAGAGAGAAGGAAGGAAGGAUGAAAGGAACGCGUAAUUGGGGGGAGGAUACGUAUGCAGAGGUCCUCGCCCCAUCUUCCAUGCUGUGUAUGAUAUAGUAGCUGUCGUAGUUAGUCGUAGGCUUUUCGCCUCCCUCCCCGGGGAAAGAGGGAAAUAGAGUGUACUAGGCUUUGCAUUAUACCGGUACUGUACCUGAUCCCAGGCCUACCUUCCGGAGGUCCACACACCCAUAUCAUACAUAUAGUACAUACUCGAGUACAUGCAUACAUACCGGUACCGGUAUUGUAUGAGUAUGAUACGAGUACUCGAGUACUGGUGCGAGUGCGUGCGUCCAUCAUUCCAUCUACUUGUAUCUUACCGGUGGUACUCGUAUCGUCCCUCCUCUCACACACACGCACCCUCUCUCCCUCUCCUACCGUACACCCACACACUCGCACGGGUCCUUUCUUUUCUUCUUUUCUUCUUUUUCAUUUCCAACCACCUCCACCCGGAGCGAGCGGAGGCUGUUCGACUGCACAGAUGCUUUUUCGAGAUGUGGUUGGACGUCGCUGCUAUAUCUUGGCUGGCCUUCCCACCGCUCUUACUACUACCGGCACCCCAGCAACGGCGGCGGCGACCAUAGCCACAACCCCCACCCCCACCUCGUCCAUUGUGCGUUUAAGGACACGCGCUCGCAUUCUACUUUCUGCUUUCCCUCCCUUCCAUAGCUCUCAUCCUUCUACUCGUCUGCACACCCUCGCUACCGGUACCGGUACUCAUCACUUUAGAAUCGCCAGGAAAAACAUAUUCAAGCUGGCGUUGGCACAGCAACAGCGCGACCACAUUGGUCAUUCACAUCCCCAUUCUCACGGCCCCGGGGGACACCACCACCAUCAUGACAAUACAUACUUGGUCUCCAAGAACAAGACUGAUGCCGGAGUGAGGAUUACCAGGAUUGGGCUCUAUGUGAACCUCAUGAUGGCCGUGUCGAAGGGGAUUGGAGGGUGGUAUUUUAACUCGCAAGCUUUGGUGGCGGAUGCUUUCCACGCCCUGACCGAUUUGGUGUCGGAUUUUAUGACACUGGGAACUGUGGCCUUUGCGCUCAGGAGUCCGACGGAGAAGUUUCCGAAUGGCUAUGGGAAGAUUGAGAGUUUGGGGAGUUUGGGGGUUAGUAGUUUGUUGUUGUUUGGUGGGAUUGCUAUGGGAUACACUGCGUUGAUCCAUCUUUAUGCCGAGUUCUUUGGUGGAAAUCUACCCGAGUUCUUGGAACACGUUCAUGGUCAUUCGCACUCCCACUCGCACUCCGACUUGGGACCGAAUGUGAAUGCUGCUUGGUUGGCUGCUGGCUCAAUUGUCGUCAAGGAAUGGCUCUACCGUUCAACCAUGAAGAUCGCAAAGGAGAGGAAAUCCUCGGUCCUUGCUUCUAACGCAAUCCAUCAUCGCAUCGAUUCGCUCACUUCCAUCGUCGCCCUCAUCGCCAUAGGCGGAGCCCACUUUCUCCAGAACGCAUCGUACCUGGACCCAGUCGGUGGAUUGAUUGUCUCGCUCAUGGUCAUCAAUGCCGGUUGGGGCAAUACCCGUGCUGCACUCAUGGAAUUGGUGGACGUGGGCCUUGACCACGAAAUCAAAGAGGCUGUACGGAAUGCCUCUGACAAAGCACUCGCGCUCCGUCAGGAGCGACUCAGCAUCCGCGCAGUCGGCGGUUCAAAGUCCGGACAGAACUACCUUGUCGAGCUAACCGUGGAAGUCCCCGUCGGUACCACCGUCCGUGCAACCAGAGCCCUGGAGGAAGUCCUGCGCGGGGUCGUCGGUGCCGAAGUCAGAGGUGUCAAAAGGAUCAAAAUACGCUUUGUGGAAGAGGGCACCGAGAUACCAAAUGAGUUUGUCUUCAAGGAGGAGAAUGUAUCUAGCCAGGUUGAGGGACAUAGUCAUGAUCAUUAGAUUUGGGGGGGGGGGGAAGAACAUUGGUGGGUGAUUUGCUUUUGCUCUUCAUUUUUUCCUUUUCCUUUCAAUGUGUGUUCUUAAGACUGGUGUGAAUAGCUGGAUCUUUAUCCCUUUUUCUUGCUUUACUUUUCCUACUGUCUUGACAUUUGAGCUAGUGUUAGAGUUAGAUAGCUUGAAGUACGGUGCUUUGCUUGAAGGGUUGGUCUCUCUUUUUACUUUUUACUUUUUUCGCAGUUUGGUCGGCGUUGGGGUUUGCUCUUGAUCGAGUAGAGAGGUUUGAAAUUCUUGGUACUGUACGCCUCAAAUUGAGAACACAACAUACCGCACGAAUACAGGUGUAUUACUUUGAAA
This is a messenger RNA of Tuber melanosporum (Perigord truffle), 2611 nucleotides long. RefSeq lists its product as uncharacterized. Gene Ontology annotation, cellular component: membrane. The transcript is spliced from 4 exons. Lineage: Eukaryota; Fungi; Ascomycota; Pezizomycetes; Pezizales; Tuberaceae. Bases 1295 to 2257 code for a protein of 320 amino acids. Gene Ontology annotation, biological process: monoatomic cation transport; transmembrane transport. The record is from RefSeq and is a predicted model, not a curated record. Gene Ontology annotation, molecular function: monoatomic cation transmembrane transporter activity.